Perkinsus marinus ATCC 50983 is the source of this 984-nucleotide messenger RNA. RefSeq lists its product as hypothetical. The record is from RefSeq and is a predicted model, not a curated record. NCBI's taxonomy places the organism in Eukaryota, Perkinsozoa, Perkinsida, Perkinsidae. Bases 1 to 984 code for a protein of 327 amino acids. The transcript has 2 exons.
AUGAAGCUAGAGACCAUUGAGAACGAGAUCAAAGCUAUCAAUGGUGGUACCUGUACUGGGUCAGACCCAGGCUCGGAUACCGAGGACACCGUGUCUACUGUGGCCUCGGAGGAGGACUCCCCCCCUGAGAACGUGGAAGUGGCGCCCCCGGUCUCGCGAGUGCCUAUCUUAGAUGAGGCACACGAAGAUAUGGAGCAAUAUGAAGCAUGUCAAGAAGUUGACCAGGCGACCUUGUUAACGAGAGGAUACCCCUCAAGGAUGUUUGUCCCACCAGAAGAAGGAAGAAGAGUGCGUGGAGUACUGAACCUGGUCUUGUACAACGAAUUCACAGGGAGUGGUUCACAGGCCGGUGCUAACAUCAAGGAUUUGUUCAACUCACUAAGACGUGUAGACUCCGAUACCCUGGCCCAGGCCGACUUGUCACGAGCCUUCUAUUCGGUGCGACUCGAGGCUGAGGACGGUGUCGCUCUACCUGGUUAUGUCUACCGUGGUCGAAACUUCUUGAUGCAACGGCUCCCUAUGGGCUACCGUUACUCUAUGAAGAUUCUGUCCCUGUGUGUCGAGGACAUGUUGGGUCACCACACGCCUACCCGAUCAGUCGUUCGAGCCAUCUACGCUGACAACAUCAUCUACUCUGCUCAACGACAGGAUGAGGGUGUCUUACAAGAACGUAUUCGGGAGGAUGAGAAGAUCCUCAAUAGACAUGGAUUUCGGUGGAAGCCUGGCAGUGUGGAGACGUUGCCCCGAGAAGCUGGAGCUAGUAUGGUGGUGUUGGGCUAUAACUUAUUCAGAAGACAGGAUGGGCGUAUAGGUAUAGGGGUUAAGUAUCGUGUUCUACCUGAGGUGUGGAAUAGAAGGUCCCUCCUACAGUGGUCGGCUAAAUGUUAUGAUGAGUUAGGUAUCGCCGGCAGUGGAGCUAUCAAGGCUCGAAUCUCAGCAUUUGCUACGGCAGGAAUACUAACCUCUAUACUACCGCGGAAUUGA